This is a messenger RNA of Theobroma cacao (cacao), 1570 nucleotides long. RefSeq names its product ENTH/VHS family protein. Gene Ontology annotation, cellular component: clathrin vesicle coat; plasma membrane; endosome. The record is from RefSeq and is a predicted model, not a curated record. Gene Ontology annotation, molecular function: clathrin binding; phospholipid binding. Lineage: Eukaryota; Viridiplantae; Streptophyta; Magnoliopsida; Malvales; Malvaceae. Gene Ontology annotation, biological process: endocytosis.
GUUUUCAAAUUCAAAACCAAAUGCACCCGCUGCCCAACAUGUAGAUGUUGACUUUACCUCCAUUGUUUUUUCUCCGUUCUAUAAAACUACAAAUUCCCAUGGUGAACUUUACUCCCCAUAUUUUUGUGUUUCCAUCAUUGACAUCAACUUUGAAUUCUUCUCCUCUUUUGAACCAAACAUCUUCGACUGAGCAUUCCUUUCUCAUUGCUUUGUUUUUAAUAUUUUGAGAGAUAGUAUUAGGUGUAGUUCUCUGCUGUUUCAUUGGAUAUCAUUAUCAUCAGGAUUUAAUAAAUUCAACCCAUUUCCAGAAACUCGAUCGAGAUUGUAUUUCUUGAUUCAACUUUUGCCCCAUCUUUCUUUUGCUUAGACCAUGUCUACCUUAAGCAAGAAUCCUAGCAGCAACAUGGGUUCUCCUUUCUUCCAUGAAUUCAAGAAACAAGCAUCUUUCUUCCUCAAGGAGAAGAUCAAAACAGCUCGUUUAGCUUUAACUGAUGUUACUCCUGCUCAGCUAUUGACUGAAGAAGCUACAAAUGGGAAUACAUGGACACCAGACACACGGACGCUGGGUUCGAUUUCAAGGGCUGCUUUUGAAUUAGAUGAUUACUGGAGAAUUGUAGACAUUUUACACAAGAAGUUGGCGAAAUUCGAAAGAAAGAAUUGGAGAAUCUCUUACAAUUCUCUGAUAGUUCUUGAACAUUUGAUGACUCAUGGACCAGAGAGUACUGCAGAGGAGUUUCAGGGUGAUAAAGAUGUUAUUGUAAAGAUGGAAGGCUUUCAAUACAUAGACGAGAAAGGGUUCAAUUGGGGGUUAGCUGUUAGAAAGAAAUCAGAGAGAAUACUGAAGCUGCUUGAGAAAGGACCUGUUUUGAAAGAAGAGAGAAACCGAGCUCGGAAGCUAACAAGAGGGAUUCAAGGCUUUGGGAGUUUCUGCCAGAGGGCUUCUUCAAGUCAAGGCAUUUUGCAGGAAUCAUCACAUGUAACAUAUGGAAGAAGUAAUUCAGACUUUAACGAUCAUGAAAAUCAGGAAAAUCAGCUCCCGCCUACAAAUGUAGGAGGUCCGAUGCAAAGAGUUGAAAAACCGCAGCAGAGCAAUGAGAAUGCAUCCUCUGAGGCUGGCAAGAAACAAGAGAGUUUCAAGUCUUGGAGCAGUUUCAGUGAAGGACAGAUGUUCGAGAAACCUGAACCUCAAACAAGUUUCAAAGAGAACAUGGUCCCUAGCAAGGAAGAAUUUCAUAACUGGAGUGGAACUGGUGAGUCUAAUCCACUUUUGGGGGUUGACAACAAUGAACCGAGGACAGGAACUUUGAUAGAAGAUGAUCACCCUUUCAACAGCUCUGAGAAUCAAACUUCCUCACUGCUCCUUGCAAGAGAUGGCAUUCUGCAAGGAUGUUGAGAGACAGAUUCUCAGGUCGUACAAGGUUUUACCUGAAUUCCUACCACUGAUAGAUUUGUAGUCGAUUAAGCAGUAUGGUUUCUUGCUCUUAUGCUCAAGUAUAGAGGAUUAUGAAACAUGUUAACCUGUUGUUGCAGCUAGAUAAGUAAAUAGAAAUUUAUAUCUUCUUUUUUUGAA